This is a messenger RNA of Colias croceus (clouded yellow), 1296 nucleotides long. RefSeq names its product extensin. The record is from RefSeq and is a predicted model, not a curated record. The coding region runs from base 116 to 1165 and encodes 349 amino acids. The transcript is spliced from 2 exons. NCBI's taxonomy places the organism in Eukaryota, Metazoa, Arthropoda, Insecta, Lepidoptera, Pieridae. Gene Ontology annotation, cellular component: chitin-based extracellular matrix. Gene Ontology annotation, molecular function: structural constituent of chitin-based larval cuticle.
AUGGUGGUCGCGUGGAGCCAGGGCGAGAGUGGGCGACCUCAUAUAGCUUGCGCGGGACACAUUUCCUUUAUUUGUUAGUUGUGAUCGCCGUGAUUGUGUUGUGUGAAAGGACAUCAUGCGGACAUUACUGAUAUUAACGCUGUGUGCAGUCACAGCCUACGCACAGUAUGACGGCCCUGCACCACCAAGACUUCAGAUUCCUGGUGCGAUCCCCGUAGGUGGCCCGAGACAAGGAGGCUUCCGUCAAGGAAGACUUCAAGCUGGACAGAUCCCAGUCGCAAGAGUAAGGAGGCCGGGACUCGCGAGACCAUCCUUCAAAUCCGUCGACGCUGCGCCUCGGCCGAGCCUUCAGUCCAUCGAAGAACCCUCCAAACCAGUCACAGAGGAACCAGAAGAUGAAAUAGAAAUCAACACUCCAACCGCGUACGCCAACUCUUAUUCUACACCCGAACCUCAAAACGAUUACUUCGACAUCACCACCACAUCGCAACCCAAACCACCCAGCGCUUUCAAUUCUUCCCCAUACGCCCAGACUACCCCAUCUAUCCCUAAAUUCGAAAACGUGAGGCCCACACAGUACCGUCCUCUAUUACCACAAUCUUUCAGCCCGAACAGAAACGAACCCCAACCAAGACCACAACCAGCGAGACUGCAGCCACUCUCAAGCAGGCCACAGCGCCCGUCAAUCCGCCCAGAGCCAAAACCAUUCGCGGAAGAGGAAGACGUUCAACCAAUCAGACAAUACAACAGACCUCAAGAGCCUAUUCGUCCAGCCCCUGUAAAGAGCGUACCGAACAAAUACGCGUCAACUCACCCUAGGGAAAAGAAACCCGUUGCACAAAUCAUCCGUAAGUUCACAGAUGAAAACGAAGAUGGAAGCAUCACUUGGGGAUUCGAGAAUGAUGAUGGUUCAUUCAAAGAAGAAACUAUUGGUGUGGACUGUAUCACAAGGGGUAAAUACGGUUACGUAGACCCCGACGGUCUCAGGAGGGAAUACAAUUACGAGACAGGUAUCGCCUGUGACAAGACCAAAGAAGAUAAAGAACAGAAGGGCUUCAUAGACUAUCAAGAAAAUAAGGCAGUUUUGCCAAACGGUAUCACAAUCGAUCUCAAUCAAAUGGGCAAAAAAUCGAAGAGGCCAUUUAGAUCACCCAGUAAUCAUUAGAAAAUUAGCUUAUAACAUAUAUUUAUUGUAGGAUUUUAAUUAUAAGAAUGUUUCUCUUGUCAUUUGGUGUAUCUGACACUAAGUUUGGAGAGUGAUGGAAAUAACAACAAUAAAAUUGUCGGAAAAAUUAA